Molecule: messenger RNA, 2088 nt
Organism: Paramecium octaurelia
Lineage: Eukaryota; Ciliophora; Oligohymenophorea; Peniculida; Parameciidae
Source: the annotation of a GenBank genome assembly
AUUUUAUAUGCCUCCAAAAGCUCCACCUCCAAAAAAAUUGACAAAGAAGGAAUUAAAGGAAAAAGCAGAAUAAGAAAAGAAGGAAAGAGAAGAGCAAGAGAGAAUUCGUAAGGAAGCUGAAGAAAAAUAAAGGCAAGAAGAGGAACGGUUACGAAAAUAGGAAGAAGAAAGAUUGGCUUAAGAAGAAAAGGCAAGACUUUAAGAAGAGGAGAUCGAGAAUGAAGUUUAGAGAAGUGUUUUUAAGGAAAAUCUAGAUAAUGCAAAGAAAGUAAUCUAUCAAUAUAUAUUCCAAAAUUAUAGGUAGCUAGAGCUAAUGAUGACUGGGAUAAAUUUUUGAUAUGCUCAAUCAAACCUGACAUCACAUAGGAGGCUUAAUUGACAACAUUCAUUACUAUGCUUAGAGAAUAAAAGAUAAUUAAUGAGUUAAAGGUUCCAGAAGAACUCCAAAAGUUAUAAUAAGCAGAGAAUAUUGAAAGAGACAUUCAUAGAUUUUUAACAUAACUAAAGGCUGAAAGGAAGCUAUAAUAAAACCAAUAAUAAUUACAAUAACAAUAAUAGCAAUAAAUCUUUCAAAAUGACACUGUGGCUAGAAAUAAAUUAUACAUCACUUAGAUUAGAGAGAUAAUAAUUAAAAAGCUUGAAGAAAUCAAUACUUAAAUGGUAUUAAAUGCCGAACUAUUUAUUGAUGUAAAGCUUUAUAUUUAUAAUCAAAGGAAAAAUUUGCAGAAUUAACUAAAAAGGCAAAUGAAGGCGCAAAAGGAACAUUUAAAUUGGAUGAUAAAACUAAAUAAGAAGUUAUAAAGACUUUCCCACCCACUGAAGACUUUAAGUAUGGUAUCUUCAUUUAUCCAUCCAACAAACCUUCUGGUUAUAGACAUAAACCUAAUGAAUAUCCAGAAUUAUAAUUAGCAGUUGAUGUACCAAGAUCAAUCUCUGUAUUCCUUCAAAAAAUAAUAUGGACAUCCUUUGAUAAUUAUUCUCCUGAUACUUAUAGCAAAUAUAGAAUUGUUGGAGGUGUUUUAGAUAUCGAGUAUUUACAGAUGCUACCUCCACCUAAGAAAGUCAAUACAUGGACAUUGAAGUCCAAUUAUGAAUUGAAGGAAACUGUAAAAAGAUUAGCCUUUGAAUUAAAUGCCACGUUUAAGGUUUCUUAUUAACUUCCUUCUUAUAUUUGGAUUCCAAACAAGGAAAAUUAAAAAGUAUGGAGAGUAGCAUUCUUUGAUCGUGUAAGUGAAUAAUGGAUCACAGAUGGAGUUGAGGAUGCUAAGUUGGAUAAAGGAACCAAUAUUGUGGCAAGUGUUCCUAAAUUAGGUCCUAUUGGAUUAUUGCAAGAGAGAUGUCUGGAUUAUCCGUAUAAGAGCUUUAAAUUAAGAUGUGUUGGCAAUGAAAAAGCUAUUUUAGAUAUCUAAGGAGCAAGAGAUUUAUUCAAAUUUGAAAUUGGUCCAGGAUAUAUUCAAUUAUUGAAGAAAGACCCAGUAUUAUUUAAUUUAUAUGUUAGGAAUUCUAACACUUCGCAUAUAAAAAGUUAUUGGUGGGAGCAUUAUUCUAUGAAUUAUACAGGAGUGGUGUUAAUUUUAUUCCUGUCAACGAGGAUGCCUAAUCUGCUAAUAUAGUUUAAAAGGAUGAGGGUGCAGAAGAAUUAGCAUUGAAUGAUUUAUCUGAAGCAGUUAGAGGAUUCUACAUUGAGUCAAGCAGGUGGAACAAUAGUGAUACAGGUCCAUAAAUAGUAGUGAAGCUUAAAGAAAAUCCAGAAUUUGAUGAGGUUGUUAUUGCAUUUAUCUUAGGAAUUCGCAGAGAAUUAAGAAAAAGAUUGGAAAACCAUAAAGUGGUGGAAUAAUAAAUGUGCUAUCAUUUAAGCCAGAGAUUCACAUUAAAAGUGCAAUUAGGCACUUUUGCAGGAUACUGAAACUCAUUGUAAUUUAGAAGUGUUAUUGAAAAUGCAUUCAUUGACUACUUAAGAGACUUUAGGAAGGAUGAAAGUAAUAAAUAUUAUAAUGAAUUUAGGAUUUGCAUUACGUUAUUUUUGUUGAAACCAUAUAAUAGGUGUUAAGAAUAACUAAAUUAUUGUCGUUUACAGUUAGAGAUUGA